Molecule: messenger RNA, 972 nt
Organism: Contarinia nasturtii (swede midge)
Lineage: Eukaryota; Metazoa; Arthropoda; Insecta; Diptera; Cecidomyiidae
Product: probable cytochrome P450 313b1
Exons: 2
Coding region: 368-775 (135 amino acids)
Source: RefSeq, a predicted model, not a curated record
UUCGAGUGAGGAGGUAUCUGAAUGUGAUGCAGAUUUUUAGUUGCAAAUCGUGUUUUUUUCGGAACUAUCGUGUUGUGUGAUCGUGUUUUAUGUUGAAUCGUCUGUGGAAAUAACAUUUUUGGUGACAGAACGAUAAGAAAUUCUACGCAAUUUUGCUGUUUUUCUUCGGCAACUUCUUCGUCCAAAUAAUUUAUCCAGGAAACAAUUUCAGUUUUAAGUGAAACAUCCAUCGAAACGGACGCAUUUUUCUCGUUGUGCCAAAGUUUCUAAUGAGAAGAGGUACUGAAGUCAUUAUGACCAAAUAGUGCAUAUAAAAAGACAAAGAUUUUUUUGUGCGUGAUUUUAACAGAUUUCUGAUUUGAAAAAAAUGUUAUUUCGAUAUUAUUUGUUGGCAACGGUUGCGGUGAUUGUACUUUGGUGGCUGAUCAGCUACUUGAUCAGUUGCUUUUUCUACAAGCGACGAGUUACGAAAUUUACACGCAAUUUGCCGGUCCUUGAUGAUUACGCAUUACUUGGAUGUGCAUUACGAUUUUUGGGCAAAAACAAUAAAGAAAUACUCGAAACCAUUGAAGAUGUAUUCACGAAACAGAAGUUACCAUUUCUGGGAUGGUUGGGUCCAAAGUGUUUCAUCGUGGUCGAUCAUCCCGAGGACAUUCAAGUGGUUAUGAAUUCAAAGGGUUGCAUCGAUAAAAGUGACGUUUAUCGAUUCUUCAAUCGAGGCGUUGGACUUUUUACAGCCCCAGGUAUGAUUUUGUGCACUAUUUCUCUAGUAUAGCUGUCUCUUGUUUAACUUCUUUGGUUCAAGCAAUGUUCGUAAUUCGAAGAAGAAAAAAAUCACGAAGUCAUUCCGUGGCUCCUUUUCAAACUUUUUGAUUGAUUCCAGUGAAAAAGUGUCUUCACAAGUCCGAGAAUCUAAAUGAAAGAACGACCGAAUUCGGCAAUAAAAAAAUGAACCACAGUUCGAUGGUUUUG